Messenger RNA from Symbiodinium pilosum, 1212 nucleotides. The record is from the annotation of a GenBank genome assembly. NCBI's taxonomy places the organism in Eukaryota, Dinophyceae, Suessiales, Symbiodiniaceae.
GUUGUUGCAGAUGAGCCUUGGCCGUAUGGACUGGUGGGCGAUGAGAAGUCCUAUGCCCGUCAGUUGGAUGGCAACUUCUUCGCUGAUGUCAAGAACGGUAGCUUGUUCCUUCAAGCUUUGGAGGAAGAUGCCCGGGAGAAGCAGGUGGAUGCAGAUGCUCACCUUAAAAGUGUCCGUCUUAACGCCAAGAACUUCAUGAAGGGAAGCACGAUAGUCGACCGGCAAGCACCAGACGGAAACAGGACAAUCCUGCUGGUUGACAUGCGGGACAUGCCUGCAAGAGAUUUUUACGAGGCCACGCUUUCAGUGGCAAGUAAGCAGACCAAUGUUCUAGACAUCCUUGCGCAUCUGCCACUCUUUGGAAAACGGUUUCGUGCUGGACCACAGUCCCGAGUCUGGCGGUUCAUCCAGCAACUGCCCUUCAUGGCGACCCUGCUUGGGGCUUUGCGAGCUGGAAAGGCAACAGCGGCUGCGCCAUUAGCAAUGGCCGUUCAAAACUUGGUGAAAUCCCUGGACAACGACGACAAGGCACAGGCUUUGCCCGAGUUGGUCAAGGGCAUAGCGAAGAAGAGCAUCGACACCACCGUCAUCAUCGACGAAGCAAACCUGGCGCUCCCCAAGGACGGCAACGAUGCCAAAGCAGAGACAGCCAAGGCCGCUUUAGCUCAAAUCACAGGCAACACCAAGCAGAGCCGGUCUCCACCUAGUCGACAUCAAGCACAUUAUCAUCGCUCGGAAGUGCCGCCAAACGACAUGUUCAAGAUGCUCACCGGCCACUGGGGCAUGGGGCCGAGACUGGCGUGCCUCUACGUGGCCACCUACGGCGGUUCUAUUGACGCAGUCUACACCGCUCUGGGCAACCUGAUGAACAAGCGCAACCAGUUCUCUCCGCUGGCCACUACAUCCGUUCCGGGCAUAGGCAUUUGCUUGGGUCAGGAUGACGCCCGCGAGCGACUCAUCAAUAUCGCACUGAAUGGCUUUUCGCCUGUGUCCAACUUGAAGCAGGAUGAGGGUGCACAGAUGGCAUCAGAAGAGAACGUCGCGGGCAUCAUCCCCAAGAUGGCAGAAGCGCCGGGUCUGUGGCCCGAGGUUUACCGCGAGACCGAGAAGGAGUACGUCCUGGUGGCCUCCUCGCGCCACGUGCGAUUGAAGAUUUGCAAGGCGCUCCUUGACGAGGGCUACAUCCAGAACAGCGGUGGCAACUUAGCGAGG